CGACCACUUCUACACAUAACAGAAGUCAACACCACGAAAUAACCUCCAUAAGAAUCAUCUGGCAUCAGAAAGUCAUCGAAAUCUCAUCGGCUGUAUCACUUAUCACUCUCUCUUUGACUAAGUACACCUAUAAACCAACCAGCCGGUUCUUUCGGCACGGAUACAAAAUACCACAGACACUCUGCCCAAGCUCGGAAUAGCUUCAUUUGCCACACCUCAACUCUCGACGCAUAUCCAGCCAUGGCGCCCAAUCCUCUCAGCACCGAGAGUAUUCUCUCCCACAUGGCAGCAGCCAUUCCAACACAUCCCAAAGACGAUACGGGAUGCGACUUCAGCAGCUCGUACGAAGCCCUCGCCCUCUUCUCACACGCUUGCAUGGCUGCGGUUGGAUUCAGGUUGGUGGGAUUCAAGGAGGACCAGAUGAAAGGUAUUCUGCGUAAUCAAUCUCCCUUGAGACAUCUCUAACGUUUCGUGCAGAAGAAGAGUGCGAAAAACUAGCUCCUCGACUUGCCCCGGAAUGGAAUUCUUCGUUUGGUUCACACGCUUUCGUAUACGCUCACUCACAGUCGUCCAUGCAAUACGUAAUAAAAGUCGAUAGGUUGGGAGGAAAGGCGGAAAUCAGGGGAAUUGGACUGGGUGAUGAGAAAAUCACUCGAAUGGAAAUAACUGCCAAAGACUACAUCUCGUCCGCGGCUCUACCACUACGAAUCACCAUCACGGAAUCUGGCGAGGAGGAUCGGUCGGAUUUGGAGAAAAAGCUGAAGCAAGUUUUCAUAUCUCCAUCACGUAUCCAAGAUCUUGCGGAUCUUUUCAAGACCGAAAUCAUCCAAAAAUUGAUACCCAAACUCCACAAAGAAGGCUAUGAGGAAGCCGCCCACGUUCACCAAGAAGGAGAAGAUUCAAGAGCUAGGCCUCCUCCUGAUCUUCUUGCUCAACCCCUCCCCGAAUCAGCACGUCCUAACCCCUAUGGAAUUCCCCAUGGUCAGGAUUUUCCACGUCCAUUUCCUCAAGGUGAUUUCCCACCACCAGGCUUUGAUGACGAACUUGACAUGAAUCGAGGACCAAGACGAGGAUUUCCGGGAGGCCCAUCACCAUUCGGCAUUGGAGACAGAGACUUGAACCCCCCAGAUCUUGGCCCACAUGAUCCUUUGAGACGAAGCUUUGUUCCUGGCUAUGGAGGAGGCAUGGGUAUGGGUGGUGGAAUGCACCCUACAUUCGACGAUCCAUUAUUCGCUGGUAGAGGGGGACAAGGCGGUUUCCCAGGGGCAGGAAAUGCACCACCAGGUGCGAGGUACGACCCAACUGGUCCCGGUGGGGCUCCAAGAGGAUCUGGUCAAGGUAGAGAUCCAUUUGACAAUUUCGUAGAUUAUCAUGGUCCACCACACAUGGGGGGAGGUAACGGCCCCGGAUUUGGUGGCUCUAGAUUUAAUGGCCCUGGAUUUGGCGGUUCUGGAUUUGGUGGUGAUAUUAUUUAAUGGUGGAAAGUUGAUGUUGUACGAUGAAGAAAAAUAUGCCAUGAUAACGAUAAUUUAAUUAAUGACCGGGGAGACACAGUCACUCGAGGCGACAAGUCGAUUUUGUCCUCAGGAAUUGGUUGGGGCUGUACUUUUUAUGAUUUAUGACUUCUCAAAAGCGACCCUCCCCCCUUUUCUAACUAGCUAGUGUUCGCCAAAGUUAAUUACAAAAAUGUUUGUUCUUG
This is a messenger RNA of Hymenoscyphus albidus, 1699 nucleotides long. The record is from the annotation of a GenBank genome assembly. NCBI's taxonomy places the organism in Eukaryota, Fungi, Ascomycota, Leotiomycetes, Helotiales, Helotiaceae.